Annulohypoxylon truncatum is the source of this 1315-nucleotide messenger RNA. Its product is annotated as maintenance of mitochondrial structure and function-domain-containing protein. Gene Ontology annotation, cellular component: proteasome regulatory particle; proteasome complex. The record is from RefSeq and is a predicted model, not a curated record. The transcript is spliced from 3 exons. Lineage: Eukaryota; Fungi; Ascomycota; Sordariomycetes; Xylariales; Hypoxylaceae. The coding region runs from base 124 to 1167 and encodes 347 amino acids. Gene Ontology annotation, biological process: proteasome-mediated ubiquitin-dependent protein catabolic process. Gene Ontology annotation, molecular function: metallopeptidase activity; protein binding.
CAGCCUUCUCACCUCGUACCUUGUUUGUAAACUUUCAUCAAGCUCGGUUCUGUUUCGUAGCAAGCUUCUUCCUUUCCAUCGCAUCACUCAAUUCUUCACAUUUCUACAUUUCUACUCUUCACGAUGCCUACUACGACAGCCGAGACACUCUCCUUCGUGAAUAAAAAUGUCACCGUCGCCCCAUUAGUUCUUCUCUCCGUCGUCGACCACUACAACCGAGUAGCAAAAGGCACCAGGAAGCGCGUGGUCGGUGUAUUGCUGGGUCAGAAUGAUGGGAAGAAUGUGCGAGUAUCAAACAGCUUUGCAGUUCCGUUCGAGGAGGAUAAUGACGACCCGUCAGUCUGGUUCUUAGAUCAUAACUACGUUGAGAACAUGAACGAUAUGUUCAAGAAGGUCAACGCGCGAGAGAAGUUAAUAGGCUGGUACCACUCCGGACCCAAGCUACGCGCAUCCGAUCUCGAGAUCAAUGAGCUAUUCAAGCGAUACACUCCCAACCCUCUACUAGUCAUCAUUGACGUCCAACCGAAAGAGUCUGGUGUCCCAACAGAUGCAUACUUCGCAGUGGAGGAGAUCAAGGAUGACGGCACAACCACAUCCAAGACCUUCGUACACACCCCAUCCACCAUCGAAGCUGAAGAAGCGGAGGAAAUUGGCGUUGAGCACUUACUUCGAGAUAUCCGCGACGUAGCCAUUGGUACUCUAUCUACCCGUAUCACAAAUCAGCUUCAGUCACUACAAGGACUACACCUCCGGUUACGCGAGAUCCAGACUUAUCUCCAGAAAGUCCAAGAUGGCAAGUUACCAGUAAACCAUGCGGUCCUAGGCAACCUCCAAGAUAUCUUCAACCUUCUACCCAACCUCUCCACACCCAAACCCAGCGCCGAUGGAAAGGGUGGUAACGUAGGCGAACUAUCAUACGCGAUGAGCGUCAAGACGAAUGACCAGCUCCUCGCCAUCUACCUUAGCAGCUUAAUCCGUGCCAUCACAGCCUUCCACGACCUCAUCGAGAACAAGAUCCAGAACCGGCAACAACAGGAAGAGAAGGAGGCGAAGGAAGAGGCUGCCGCGACGACGGGUAAGGAAGACAAGGAGAAGAAGGAGGGCAGCGUCAACGGUGUCAAUGGUGAGCCGGCAGAGAAGAGUAGCGAAAAGGAAAAGAAGAAAUAGUGAAGUCUAUCACGAAUACGCGGGAUAAUAAAUCACUUCGGCCAUUGUACAUUAUCCAGACUGGGGAGGAAAGGUCCAUUCCGAGGCCAGAGUUCGCCUCAUGCAUGCAUGCUAUCUAUAGACGUUUGAUCAGACUCAUGAUCGCCUG